CCUCAGCAUCAAAUUUAUCAUGUACUCUUGGUGGUUAAGAUAAGAAUUCACCUCUCCAAUGUCUGUAAUAUUCUCUGUUUUCCAAUAACACUUAAAACAUACUACCAGAUAAAUCCAGUUAACAUUAAAUUGGAUGAGCUCCAGAAAGUAGGAGUACAGUGCUUUUACCAUAACUCUUAUCUGGUGAAGUGGGCCAACGUGAUCUUCCUCUGCUGCCUGCCUUCUCAGCUGCCCAAUAUCUGCUUAGAAAUUCAAAGCAGCCUUGAGAAAACCUGCAUUGUGUUCAGCUUUACAGCUGCCAUCCCAAUAGCCAGGUUGAAACUACUACUGAACCACACCAAUAUCUUGCGGCCUCAGUAUCAGUGUGCUGGUGAUUUUGUCAACAUCUGGGGGACCAAUAAGAAAAUCACAGCUGCUCUCCAAGAUCCUGUGAUUCUUCGGGCUACCUGCCCUUACAGUCCUGCUGGGGGAAUAACCCUUAACAUCAAAUGGCUGGAAGGAGUUUUCUACGCAGCCAUAAACACCUGUACAGCAAAGAGCAUGUACCAUUCAGAUGUGCUGCAGCUUUUGAGUAAACUGUUUCUCUCUGUGCACUUUAAAGACUGUGAUGAAGAAAGUGCAUCCUUCCCAAAAUUUCAAUUAACAGAUUUUGUCAGCAAAAUUUAUGCCAAGAACCUACCUCAGAAAAGUUCUUUCCCUUGGUUUGACCUGACGGCUGUGCAACUCAAGGAAACUCCCUUUAGCCAACAUCUUUCGAAGAAUACUGCUCUCCAAGACCACCUUACACUUCUGUACUGUAUUUCAUUUGGCAUCUCUCUAACCAAAGAACUGCGGGUGGUUUCCACUGGUUCUUCAUCCCAAGAAGAGAUGAGACCUCAGGAACCAGAUGUUUUCUCUGCCACAGGUUAACUCUAAAAUGGGUAUGCCCUGAUCGUCACACCUGGCUGUGGGAGUCAUGUAACUGUAGUGUGUUUGCCACAUUUGCCAUAAAUUCAGCACUAAGGAUUUAGAAAACUGUAGUGAUGGUUCUUUAAAAUGUGGAAUAAAACAAGAGGUCCUUUACUUCAGUAUACUUGGGUAUGUCUGGCUUUAGGAAGCAACCAAAUAAAACCACACAGCCUAACCCACUUAAGUAAGUUGCUUUGUCAGGAAGACCUUGUUAAUAGAAACUAUUUCUCUAAAGCUAAAUUCAAGAAGUUAUAAUGUCAUUAGACAGUUAUAUGCUGCAGCUUCUUUUCCUGUAGCAGUUCAUAGCUGGAAAAUGAUACAGCUUGAUUUACCUACCAUUUUUGAUAGAGAACUAAAAUGUACAGUAAACUACUUUAAUUAAAUUUUGACUCAUUUCAUGUUUAUUUCGGCUAAAUAUGACUCUUCUGGUACUAUCUUAUUUAAAGAUGUUCCCAUCAUUUAAAAAAAUAGCUGGUAUUUGUAUUAAAUGUUUAAAAAUAAUUUUGCAAAAUAUAGAUCUUAUUUCUACAAUGCAAAUUUGUUCCCUAUAUGUUUUACAAAUACUUACUGUCAAUUAUAAAAAUUGAGUAGAAAACAGUAGUAACUCCGUAAGUUGGAAAGGAUGUUACUUAACUAUGCUCUGUCUUUAAACCAAACACUGCUAAAUGCAAAAGUGCUUUUGAAUAAAGCCACUCAUGAUAAGAUGUAAAUCACUGUGAUCUUAGGUUGUUAAUCAUUUACAUUUGAUUUUUGCAUAAUUGGAAGCCAAGCAAAUUCAGUAGUAUGGUGCUAGAAUGGUUUGCUAAAAUCUUAUCAGUGUAGUUUGGGAAAACAUUAGGUUCAUCACCAAAUAUUGACACUUGGCAUGAAUGCUAAUUUGAGGCACUUUCUUUCUCUCCAUGGAAAAAAAGAAACAAUUUCUUUGACCAUUCAGAUGUAUGGAACUGGACAGGGUACAUCAUUGCUGUUCUGGAUUAUGCUAGCCCUACAGUGGUCCUUAGGAUUAAGAAAUGAGAUAGAGAGGAGAAAGAGCAGUUAAGUCUCUGAAACUUGAGGGGAA
This is a messenger RNA of Choloepus didactylus (southern two-toed sloth), 2008 nucleotides long. Its product is annotated as NADP-dependent oxidoreductase domain-containing protein 1-like. Gene Ontology annotation, biological process: L-proline biosynthetic process. The annotation marks the transcript as partial. Gene Ontology annotation, molecular function: pyrroline-5-carboxylate reductase activity. NCBI's taxonomy places the organism in Eukaryota, Metazoa, Chordata, Mammalia, Pilosa, Megalonychidae. The record is from RefSeq and is a predicted model, not a curated record. The transcript has 6 exons.